UGCGUGGCCAAUCAAACGCCUGGCGCGCGCUGUGCUGAUCUGUCAUAGUUUUAGUUAAAAAAAAAAAAAAUCUUGGAAUUUUUUUUUUUCACAUAACCCUGCGUCCCGGAAUGUCGUCGUUUGUCACCGAAGUCCUCGCCAGUUCUGGCAAACUGGAGAAAGAGGACCUGUCCAGUAAAAUCAGCAAAAUGUCGCGCAAGAUAGAAGAUACAAAGGAAGAAGUAUGUGGCAUGAUAAACAAGCGAUAUAGUGACUUCCUACCAAGUCUGCAAGCAUCUGAGGACCUGAUGGUGCAGGUUGACGAGGUCUCCAAAGAGAUGGACGACCUUAAAGAUUUUAUUGAGACAGAGGUUCAACUAAAUAUUGAUUCUGCCGUGGCUGAGUAUACAAAGUUGAAGCUGCAGCUGGAGAAAAACACAAUCAUCAUCACUAUUCUCGGACACCUCAAAGAUUUUCACAAUGCAAUGGAGAAAUUCAACAAAGCCCUUCAAGAAAAGAAGUAUGUGGAUGCCGCUAAACAGCUGAAAAGCGCGAGAGCAAGCGUGGAAUCUCUCAAAGGCUGCAAAACGAUGCAGCUUCCAAUUAUUAGCACGCUUAGCUCAGAGUUGACAGUACAGAAGGAAAACCUGAUGUAUCAUCUGGGAGAUGAAUGGAAGCGCCUCAUCAUCUGGAAAUUACCGUCCUUAAAGGGCCCUGCAGGCAUGGACUCCUUCCUGAAGGUGGAGCUGUGCCUAUGCCUUUCACCCGAAAAGGACAGUGAACCAGAACCACCUGCCGUGCUGUGCAGCGUCCUGCAAGCUUUGGCCAUCCAGGGAGACCUUCAGCACAAGAUCAAACUCUUCAGUCAGGUGCUCUUGAAGUACAUGUUGAAGCCGGUGGUGAUGCACCCAUUUCUGUCGGUGUUGGUGUCUGAGCAGCAGGGAAAGGGGAUCGUCCUGACCUUCGAGCAAUUGAAGGGAUCUCAAAAGGAGCGCGCCGCUCCGUCGCAGGUCUAUAGCAAAUUGCUCUUGCUGCUCAAGACGCUUCACUCAAACCUACUAAAUGUGACAAUUAACGAUAAAAAGCUGUCGACCAUCUUUGGAGAGCUGAUAUGGGAGGAGCUUUCCCGAUGCAUCAUCCACGAGUGCCUGCUCUACUCCAUCCCUACCAACAGCAGCCAACUGGAAAAAUACAACAUCGUUAUCAUGGAGACGGAAGAGUUUGAGACGGCUCUUAAGGAGAUGGAGUUUCUGCCGGGUGAGUCUACAGACCUGCUGAAAUACGCCAGAGACGUUAACUGUCACUUCGCCAGCAAGAAGUGCAAGGACGUCAUCGUGGCGGCACGCAAACUCAUGACGUCUGAAUUGCACAACACCAUUAAGGUCACGCCUGAGUCCAAGCUACGUCUCUCCAAGCUUCCUGUUCCUGAGUCGUGUUCGCUGGUGAAGCAGGAAGCCCCGAGCGAGCCGGCGGCCACCCCCCUGGAGAACGCCAGUCAGCUGUCGGCAUGGAGCAUGUGUCUGCCGGCGUGUCGCGUCAGCGAGUCGGUGCAGCAGCUGAUGGAGCUGGCUCUCAACACGCUGGGCGAGGCUAUCAAAAGUUCCGCACAAUGUGCUUCCCAGCUUUUCUUCACCGUCCGAAAUAUCUUCCAACUCUUCUACGAUGUUGUGCCGACAUAUCACAAAGAGAACCUUCUCAAGUUUCCCCACCUGGCGGCCAUCCAGCACAACAACUGCAUGUACCUUGCCCACCACCUCCUCACCCUGGGCCACCAUUUUAGACCCCACCUGCCGCAGCCACUCAGCCAGGGCGUGGUCACCUUUGUCGACAUGGUGCCAGGAUUCAGGAAAUUAGGCGCUCAGUGCUUUCUUACACAGCUGAACAUCCAGAGGGCAGAGCUGUUGGAGCGACUCUCCACCGCUCAAAACUUCUGCAACCUGGAUGACCCUGACAACUACACGGCAGCCAGCAAGGCCGUGAGGCAGGUGAUCCAUCAGUUAAAGCAGCUGGGGACGGUGUGGCAGGAUGUCCUUCCGGUCGGCAUCUACUGCAAAGCCAUGGGGACCCUCCUGAACACGGCCAUCAUGGAAAUCAUUGCCAAGAUCAUGAUCCUGGAGGAUAUCUCUUCGGAGGACGGCGAGCACCUGCACACGCUCUGCCAGACGGUCAUCGACGAGGGCCCGCUGGUCUUUGUACCGCUGACUGACGAGCACAAAAACAAGAAGUAUCAGGAGGAGGUACCACUUUAUGUCAAAAAGUGGAACACCUUCAAGGAGCUUGUCAUCAUCCUGCGUGCCAACCUCCAGGAGAUUGUUGACAGGUGGGCAGACAGUAAAGGUCCUCUGGCGUUGGAGUUCACAAGCACAGAGGUGAAGAGUUUAAUCCGAGCCUUGUUCCAGAACACGGAAAGAAGAGCCCUGGCUAUGACCAAAAUCAAAUAAAGGUUUGGAGGAGGAAACGACCACAAUGAAAGACUGAAACACUUUUUUUAAAACUUUCAUUUCCCUUCUCUGUCCGAUUUGUACAGACUAAGCCACAACAUUAGGCACAUCUGAACCCAAAGUCUGAAACGUGAUUUUUUUGGGGGGUGGGGGGGAGCAUCUUUGGCCCCAUCUUGUGGCUCUAAUUUGAUAUGCUAAAAAAAUGAUCACGCCCGAGGAAAAACAACCAAAGACAAAGACGGAAGGCAUGAAUUACGAGCUGUCAAUUGUUUCUCUCGCACAGAAGAAUAAACUUCAAAUCGAUACCAGGU
Molecule: messenger RNA, 2731 nt
Organism: Hippocampus comes (tiger tail seahorse)
Lineage: Eukaryota; Metazoa; Chordata; Actinopteri; Syngnathiformes; Syngnathidae
Gene: zw10
Product: zw10 kinetochore protein
Exons: 16
Coding region: 111-2420 (769 amino acids)
Biological process (GO): mitotic spindle assembly checkpoint signaling; mitotic cell cycle; endoplasmic reticulum to Golgi vesicle-mediated transport
Cellular component (GO): nucleus; chromosome, centromeric region; RZZ complex
Source: RefSeq, a predicted model, not a curated record